Nymphalis io (European peacock) is the source of this 1540-nucleotide messenger RNA. RefSeq names its product retinol dehydrogenase 11-like. The record is from RefSeq and is a predicted model, not a curated record. Bases 84 to 980 code for a protein of 298 amino acids. The transcript has a single exon. Lineage: Eukaryota; Metazoa; Arthropoda; Insecta; Lepidoptera; Nymphalidae.
UGGCUACUGCUUCCUGUUAGCUUGUAGUCAGUCAAACGACAUCGACUUGAUAAGGACCUGUUAUUGUUUUAUUAAAUGUAACAAUGUGUGAAACAAAUACACGUCUGGAUGGCAAGGUUGCCAUCAUAACUGGAGGUAGCACUGGUAUCGGAUACGAAGCAGCUAAGGCUCUGGCUAACAAAGGAGCAAAAGUUAUCAUCGCCAGCCGCAAUGAAACAAAACUAAUCAGAGCAAGAGAUAGAAUAGAACAAAUAACAGGUAACAAAAACAUUACAUACAAACUCCUGGAUCUAGCAUCUUUGAAUUCCGUUAGAAAUUUUGCCAAUGAUACGUUAGAUAUAGAAGAACGAGUAGAUAUAUUAAUCAACAAUGCGGGAGCUGUAGGACUUCCUGACAAAUUAACAGCAGACGGACUCAAUCUUACGAUGCAAGUGAACUAUUUUGGUGCUUUUCUACUUACGUAUUUAUUGCUACCUAUGCUGAAGAGUUCAGCACCAAGUAGAAUAAUCAACAGUUCAGCCGCAUCAAUGUACAUCGGACACAUAGAUUUCGAUCAUUGGAACGACAUCGGGCUUUACACUUCAAUCGAGGUUUUAGCGAACUCAAAACUAGCUGUAGCGUUAUUUACAGCCGAAUUGGAUCGAAGACUUAAAGGAACUGGUGUCACGGCAAAUACAAUUGACCCGUUUAUAGUCCGUGAUACAAAUAUUCUGAAUAAUCUUCCGAGUUUGACGAAAAACAUAUCGCAAUUAUUUGUGGAUGUGAUCGGUCAGCCGAAAGAAGAUGUUGGAAAGCAAAUCGCUCUGCUAUCCGCUGAACCUGAGCUAGAAAAAGUUAGUGGGGAACAUUACAAAUUUUGUCAGAAGUGGAUAAACCACUGGUUGGUUAGUGAUCACCAAUUGACCAAGGAAUUAUGGGAAACAUCGAAAAAUGUUGUACAUUUGUCACAAGAUGAAGAUUGGGAGAAGAAUGAUAUUUAAUUUUUUGUGGUUUCUUGUCUAUUUUAUCAACAAAAUAUGGAUGUAACGAAUUAAAAUGACUAUUAGUUUUAUGAUUAUAUAUCACUACUAAUCAUUAUCCGCAAUCAUUUUUGGUUGUGUUUUUGUUAGAGAUGUAAAAAGUAAGUAUAUAACAUUUAAAGAAAUAAAACAAAUAUACCUCUUUAUAAUAUAAAAGCCAUACGAAUAUGAAAAAUGCGAGUCUGUCUGCAUGAAAUAUAAACUAAUCAAGAUAAAAUAAAAGUCACUUGCGUUUGUUAUUUGUUUCACAUGUGUAUCGAUAGAUAACAUUAAUUUUCAUGGAUUAAUUACAAUGAAAUUAAUAAUUUAAAAAAAUUAGUAAUCGUAGACAGAGAAACAAAUAGACCAAGGGGCCGUGAAACCGCGAUUGAGACAGAGAUAGAUUGUUAAUGUGUGCGUAUAAUGUAGAAAAAGUAACAGUCCCUGUUUUGGGAGAUAGUAAUUUUCAGGAUUUAAUUAAAACAAAAUAAGUUUAUUAAAUUUUACUUUUUAAUAUUUAUUAUACAUUUUUUUAAUCAGAA